AUGGAUAAGUUUCGUAUGAUCUUUCAGUUCCUGCAAGCCAACCAGGAAUCCUUCAUGAAUGGAAUAUGUGGUAUCAUGGCACUUGCGAGUGCCCAACUAUACACAACAUUUGAUUUUAAUUGCCCGUGUCUGCCAAACUACAACUUGUCCUAUGCUAUGGGUGUUUUGUGUGUACCACCCAUUGUCUUAUUUUUAUUGGGGUUUGUAAUGAACAAUAAUGUCUCGAUGCUUGCAGAGGAAUGGAAGAGGCCAAUAGGCAUGAGGCAGAAAGAUGCAGCUGUGUUGCGAUAUAUGUUCUGUUCAAUGACCCAACGAGCAUUGAUUGCUCCGGCAGUAUGGAUAUCAGUGACGUUACUACAUGGCGAGAGCUUUAUAUGUGCAUUUUGUACAUCUGUUCCUAUUGACAAACUGGGAAAUAUGACUGGUGUAGACCUGUCUGAAAAGGAAAUCAAGCGAAUACUGGCCAGGAUCCCUUGCAAGGAUAUCUAUGAUGGGAACCAUAUCAUACCACAGGAAGUGGCAACCAGAUACCUGCGCUGCAUUUCUCAGGCAUUUGGAUGGACCUUUGUUUUACUCAUGACCUUCCUGGCAUUUCUCAUCAGAGCUAUACGACCCUGCUUCACACAAGCAGCUUUUCUAAAGAGCAAAUACUGGUCGCACUAUAUUGACAUUGAGCGAAAACUUUUCGAUGAAACCUGUACUGAACAUGCAAAAACUUUUGCAAAACUCUGCAUUCAGCAGUUCUUCGAGACCAUUAAUCGAGAUAUGAACAUGCCUCACACCCCCAUUCUAGAAAAGAACCCAGAGAAGAACCCAGAGCAGAACCCAGAAGAAUCAGACAAACUCUUGGGAGUCACCAGCCAGGGAACAAUGAACACCCUUUUAAAGAACUGGCAUAAAUGUAAACCCCCUUUAAACCUAAAUGCCUAUGAACAUCAAAACGGAAAUGGAUGUAUUAAGGAAACUCUUGAGCUGAAUAACCUGAAUAUACCCAAGAAAGAAAUUGUAACUUAUUACAGUAAGGUUUAA
Nanorana parkeri is the source of this 1029-nucleotide messenger RNA. It is a transcript of the gene CALHM1, whose product is annotated as calcium homeostasis modulator 1. Lineage: Eukaryota; Metazoa; Chordata; Amphibia; Anura; Dicroglossidae. The record is from RefSeq and is a predicted model, not a curated record. Gene Ontology annotation, molecular function: monoatomic cation channel activity. The transcript has 2 exons. Bases 1 to 1029 code for a protein of 342 amino acids.